Molecule: messenger RNA, 2432 nt
Organism: Brassica rapa (field mustard)
Lineage: Eukaryota; Viridiplantae; Streptophyta; Magnoliopsida; Brassicales; Brassicaceae
Product: putative F-box/FBD/LRR-repeat protein At5g44950
Molecular function (GO): protein binding
Source: RefSeq, a predicted model, not a curated record
GCGAAUGGCUGAACCUUUGGUGUCGUUUGUUUCAUCCCUGCUCAAAACGCAGCAGGACUAUGAUCUUGCUCAUCCUCGGCAGAUUCGUUUCAAUGACACAAUACGUCAAGCUAUGCGAACAAGAAUUAACGUUAUCUUACAACGGAGAGUAACUCCGGGGACUUCUAGUAGAACACUCCAAAGGUUUCUCUCUAUAUACACAGUUUAUCUAGAGUCUAAACUGAUGAGCUCGGCGAACUCAGAGGAGGAGUACUCGAAUCCACGUGAUCUUGAAGUUCGCAUACAUUACCUUGAGAAGGAAGUUCAAGAACUAUGGAACCGUCUCCGUGAUAUGAGAUUUUCAGAUAGACUCAGCUUGCUUCCUGACACUUUGAUAACUCAGAUACUCUUAUACCUUCCCACCAAAGAGUCUAUCAAGACGAGCUUUUUAUCGAAGAGAUUUAAAGAUCUAUGGCUUCAGGUCCCAGGGCUAGAGUUUCACUCCCAUGAACCCCCCGCCAUACGGAACUUCAUCGUCACGUUUUUCCAGAUCAACCGUGGCUCGCGUCUGCAGAGGUUCAAGGUAACGUACAACGGGCGCAAUGUUUGUCUCCAUGGGACCAGUGAGUUCAUUGCCGGAAUGGUUAACCGUGGAGUUCAACAACUAGACGUUGGCAGUAGCACACUCAAGCGUCCUCUCACCAACGAUCUCGUACAUGUUAACAUUUACAAGAGCAACACUUUGGUUUCUCUCAAGCUUGCAAACGUAGGAAUGCAGAAUCCUCCUGAGUUUGGUGUUUCUCUGCCUUGUCUCAAGACCAUGCAUCUCGAAGACAUUACCACCAAGGAUCCUUUGAUCGUAGAGAAGCUCAUCUCAGGCUGUCCUGUUCUUGAAGAUCUGACGGUGUUUAGGGUUUUUGAUGACAAUGUGCCUUUCCUGCGUGUGAGAUCUCAGUGUCUGAAGAGGUUUCGUGUGAAGUUUGGGCGCUCCAGGAAAAUUUAUGGUAAAGAGUAUGCUGUUGAGGUUGAUGCUCCGGAGCUCAAGUAUAUGAACUUCAGAGAUGAUCUAUCUGAUAAAGUUGUGGUGAAGAAUCUGAGUUCCUUGUUCAAGGUCGACAUUGAUACACAGUUCGGUACUAGUACCUUGCAGAUCAAGAAAUCUAUUAUCAGUGAUUUUCUAAAAGGGAUACCUAGUGUUAGACAUAUGAUCAUCUCUCAGCCUACACUCGAGGUCCUUUAUUCUUGCAUGAAACAUGGACCGUUCACCAAAUUUUGCAACUUAACUCGUUUAGAGGCUUCGUUCUGCACCGUCUUAUUACAAACUUUGCCAUAUUUUCUUGAAGGUUUCCCGAAGCUGAAACACCUCACAUUGAACUUGCUUUAUUUGAAGGACUUAGAACCAGAGAACCUUGAGCUUACCGUUGUGCCACAGUGCUUACUAUGUACGCUUGAGUGUGUUGAGGUUAAAGAAGUGGCCACGGUGGAGAAAGCUGGGAAGAAAAGAGCGAGGUACAUCAAGAGAACCAAAGUAUCAAAACACAUGAAGAAGAUUUGGAUUGAAGUUGUGAGGUAUAUUCUUGAGAACUCACUGGUCCUCAAGAAACUCGUUUUGUGUUUCUCUCCUGUCACCAACAGCGUCUUAGAGAUCUCGGAGGCGCUUCCUACGUUCACAAUAGGUUCUCCCGGAUGUGAGAUCUUCAAUCAUCUGACAUCUCUUUGAAGAUCUGUUUAGGAAUAAUAUAUUUUGUUGUGAAAAAAUGGAGUUUGGCCUAGCAUUUUAGAGGAUAUGGUUUUAUGAUUCUCUGGUCUUCUUCACGUGAUUACUACCAUUUUCUCUGAUUAUCUCUGUUAAUUUUGAUGCAUAUUUUCAUUUGUGAUGCCAUUGCCACUAAAGAAAACGAUUCGAAUAGACGAUGGGCUUUCUAUUUUCCCAACUCAUUCCUUCAGUUAGUUCUUCGUUGUAGACUAGCUUAGCUCAACAGAGGCCCAAUCGGAUUUUGUCUAAAGCCAAGUCCACAAAGAUUUAGGCAAAGAAAAGCAAAAACUACUUUAUGAACCUGUCUUCCUGCCGCCAUGAUUAAUUUAUUAUUUUCUAUAUUUUAUGUGUCGAAUUCGUUUUGCCACAUAUUUGUGUCAAAUGUUUAUUGUUGGCCCACAUUUUUCCGUCUAAUUACAAUUCCAUAUUCGCCGUAAAUAUUAUUGUAGCCAUUUGUUAAUAUGCAUAUAAAAGUCAUUAACUAUUCGAAAGUUCUUUUUUUGUUGGUGACGUUUAUUAUUACACCAUGUAUAAAUUAUAUAUCAAUUAUGAGGCUAGCAGCACAUAUUUGACAAAAAUAUCAUGACCAAUGAUGGCAAAAUUCACAUAAGUUCAGUUUUAGCGUAUCAGAAGAUCAAUUAAAGUUAUAUAUAUAUAUAUCAAAAUUUAAUCCUAAGAGAAAAUUUAUCAACUAAAA